This is a messenger RNA of Oreochromis aureus, 2194 nucleotides long. RefSeq names its product multidrug and toxin extrusion protein 1-like. Gene Ontology annotation, cellular component: membrane. Gene Ontology annotation, molecular function: antiporter activity; xenobiotic transmembrane transporter activity. NCBI's taxonomy places the organism in Eukaryota, Metazoa, Chordata, Actinopteri, Cichliformes, Cichlidae. Gene Ontology annotation, biological process: xenobiotic detoxification by transmembrane export across the plasma membrane. The coding region runs from base 34 to 1839 and encodes 601 amino acids. The record is from RefSeq and is a predicted model, not a curated record. The transcript has 17 exons.
CCUGUGCAUAGAGGGCAUUACAGAUACAAGUACAUGACAGACAGGAUGGAUGCUUCAGUGGAAAAACCGUCUGGUCCUGCAGACAUGGAGGUUUCCAGUGACAAGCUUUUCUGCUGCAGGGGGGUUCGCAACAAGGUCCCUCUGACCUACAGAGAGGAACUGUAUCACAUCCUGAGGAUGACGGGGCCUCUGCUGCUGUCCCGAAUCCUCAAUUACAUGCUUCCGUUUGUGGUUACAAUGUUCUGUGGCCGUCUGGGAAAUGAUGUGAUGGCUGGCUAUGGAUUAGCUUCUGCUACCAUUAACGUGAGCACAGCAGCGACAGGCACUGGUCUGGCACUGGCGUGUGAUACUUUGGUGUCUCAGACCUUUGGUGGUAAGAACCUGCUGCGUGUGGGAGUGAUCCUUCAGCGAGGCAUCAUUAUCCUGCUAUUGUUCUGUCUCCCCUGCUGGGGUCUCCUCAUUAAUGCAGAGGCCAUCCUCUUAUGUCUGGGCCAGGACCCUGAGGUGGCCAGAAUAGCUCAGCUGUAUAUUACAGCCUUCCUUCCUGCAGUGCCGGCAAUGUUUCUACAUCAUCUUCAGGUGUCUUAUCUACAGAACCAGGGAAUAAUAUUGCCACAAAUGUACACUGCUGCUCUGGCAAACCUUGCAAACGUGGUGACAAACUACAUCUUUCUUUACUGGCUGGAUCUUGGUGUUGGUGGCUCUGCAGCAGCCCACACUCUAGCUUGGAUUUACAUCUGCGCUUUUCUGUUUGUGUACAUCUGGUGGAAGAAACUCCAUGUAUCAACAUGGGGAGGCUGGUCUGCAGAAUCACUGCAGGAGUGGGGCUCCUACAUGAAGCUGGCCAUUCCCAGUACCUUAAUGACUUGUUUUGAGUGGUGGGUUUAUGAGUUUGGAGGAUUCUUUGCAGGAAUGCUGGGUGAAGAUGAGCUGGCAGCUCAACAUGCUGUGAUAAUGGUGGCUUUCAUUACUUACAUGUUCCCUCUUGGUGUGCAAGCUGCAGCAUGUGCCCGUGUGGGCAAUGCUCUUGGGGCUGGAGACACCGACAGGGCGAUUCUGUCAGCCAAGAUGUCACUGGCUCUUGCAGGUAGUUUUGCAGUUGUUGAAGGCCUCUUCCUGGGUGCUACUAAAACAGUUAUUGGAUUCAUCUUCACAUCUGAUGAAAAAAUCGUAGCUCUGGUGUCACAGCUGAUGAACGCUUAUUGUUUCCUUCAAUUUUUUGAUGGCCUUGUGUGUGUGUGCACAGGCAUCUUCUUGGGUACUGGCAAACAGAAGAUACCAGCUGUGGCUAAUCUCAUUGGAUACUACUGCAUAGGGCUUACAUUGAGCAUCACUCUGAUGUUUGUUGUAAAACUAGGAGUGCUAGGUUUUUGGCUUGGACUGCUCAUUUGUGUCGUCUUACAGUCCACCUUUUACAUCAUUGUCAUCUUCAAGCUGAACUGGAAGAGAAUGACAGAUGAGGCUGUGAAACGAGCUCAGAAAAAGACUUACAUGACAGCAUUAGGCACAGAUGUUGUUUCAGACGUUGGCCAAACAUCAAGUAAUGGGAACUCAGUAGAUGGCUACACACCAGUGAGUACCAAGUGCCAAGCGACACAGAGCGAACACGUGGACCACGACCCGAAGAGCAGCCAUCUCUCCAUCACUCAGCUGAUCAUCAGGCGAGGCCUCACUAUGUUUGCAGCAGUUGGACUUCUUGCUGUGGGAGCAGGUGUGUACUUCCUUGUGCCUUUGCCAGAGACGCUACCUGCAAACUCUACAAUGGACUGGAUCAAUAGUACAGAUACUCCUGAUCAAAUCUCCACCAGUGUGCUGGUCACAUUAGAAGAGAUGGCAUAAAAACACAGUGUUAGGCUCUUGCAGAAUGAUUGUCUUGGAUUGUCUCAGGACCCAACUGUAACAGAUGUGAUUCAAAAAUGAAGUGGAUUAAUGGUGUUGGAUACAUUUCAUUUUCUUCAAAUUAUCAUCAUUAUUAAGUAAUAAAUGACCUAUUUCAUCACAAAGUGAUGAAUGUAUAUCUGAUUGUUUUAUCAGCAUUUUGUUUUUAAGAAUACAUUUCAACAUUUGCUAAGUAUAAAUUCUGCCUGGAGAUGAAAAUUAAGCUUUGGUCUAAUGACCAAAGAAAUAAUGUUGUUGACAGAAAUGUAAAUAGAUGUCCCAUUUUAAUUAUUAAAAAACAACAUUCUAGGUUGAA